This is a messenger RNA of Anas platyrhynchos (mallard), 4209 nucleotides long. Lineage: Eukaryota; Metazoa; Chordata; Aves; Anseriformes; Anatidae. The record is from RefSeq and is a predicted model, not a curated record.
GUUUGCUACUGAGUUUCCCUGUCCUCGGGGCUACUUUAACCCAGACCCCAUGGCACAGAGCUUGGAUAGCUGCUUGCCCUGUCCUCCUGGGCAUUACUGUGGGAAGGAGAACUUGACAGCUGCAUCAGGCAAGUGUGAUGCAGGAUGGUUUUGCAUCUCAGCUGCUUGGACGCCACGGCCUUUUGAUCUGGAUAAUUACACCAAUGCCAACUGCCUCUGUCCCGCCACUGCCACUGGAGGGAAGUGCAUGGCUGGUUUCUAUUGUCCCACAGGAAGCCCAGAGCCUCUUCCCUGCCCUCCAGGGUUUUACUGCAAUGCCCCAGGUCUGUCCAUCCCCAGUGGGGAAUGUGCUGCUGGCUUUUACUGUAAAGGUGGAGCAACCCUGCCUAAUCCAAGAGAUGAUGUGACUGGGAAUAUCUGCCCUGCGGGGACUUACUGCACUGCAGCAUCGGCAGUCCCCACGCUCUGCCCAGCAGGCACUUUCUCUAGCCUGCCAGGGAGGAGAACACUUUCUGAGUGCCAGCCUUGCCCCUCUGGCUUCUAUUGUGAGUUACCUGGUCUCAGUGCCCCCACUGGAGAGUGCUGGGAAGGUUAUUACUGUGACAACCAGCAAGGGCCAGUUAUAGAUUUCACCCUUUACCCGUGCCCACAAGGUUUUUACUGCCCACCAGGGACAAACAGGAGCACUCAGUACAGCUGUCCUGAAGGAACCUUUGGACCAAGGCAAAGGCUAAGAACUAUCAAGGAAUGUCAGAGAUGCCCACCGGGAAAAUACUGUGAAUCCUCUGGACUUGCUGCCCCAACAGGAGACUGUGCUGAGGGAUUCUGGUGCAAAAGUGGUGCCCGAGUAAGAAAUCCUCAAGAUGGAGAAUCAGGACUUCCUUGUCCACCUGGUCAUUAUUGUCCAGAAGGUGCACCACUUCCACUAGAGUGCCCUCCUGGCACUUGGUGUGGCAGUGAAGGCAGCAGCAGUUUGCAGCAAUGCCUGCCUUGCCCUGGGGGAUACUACUGCAAUAGCUCUGGACAGAGGGCUCCCACAGGACCCUGCAGCCCAGGGUAUUACUGUGUCACCAGAGCCCAGACCCCAGCACCCACAGACGGCCUCUCAGGAGCUCCAUGUCCAGUCAAUCACUUUUGUCCUCUUGGAUCCAGGAGUCCAGCACCAUGUCCUGCUGGCUCCUACAUGCCACAGACCCAUGGAGAGAAGUGCCAUGCUUGCCCAGAGGGUGAAUACUGUGCCCCUGGGGAGAAGCCAGAGCCAUGUCCCCAGGGGCACUUCUGUCCCAAGGGCACAGCUCUUCCAGUGGCUUGUCCAGCAGGGUCAUAUAACCCCUCACAAAGGCAAUCCAGCUGCCUCCCCUGUCCUGAAGGGUUCUUCUGCCCCAAAAAUUCCUCUUCAUUUUUGGAGAAUGAGUGUUCAGCUGGCCACUACUGCCCUACCGGUACUGCUGCUGCCACUCAGUUUCCAUGUCCCCAGGGAACUUACAACCCACAAAAUGGAAGCAGCCUCCUGUCUCACUGUACCCCCUGUGACCCAGGGCACUACUGUGCACUGCUGGGGCAGUCACACGUUACAGGAGCCUGCUGGGCUGGGUUCUACUGCAGUGGAGGUGCUUCUAGUCCAACACCUGUGGAUGGUCUCCUGGGGAACACAUGCCCCAAGGGAGCUUACUGCCCUGCGGGCACUGCCUUUCCACAGCCAUGUCCUCCUGGUUACUACAGCAACUCAACUGGGAAUACUGGGAUCGAGGACUGUCUCCUGUGCGAUGCAGGGUAUUUCUGCAAUGGGACUGGACUUUUAUCUCCAACUGGAUUAUGUGAAGCUGGAUUCUACUGUAGUGGAGGAUCCAUUUCUCCUAAACCUCCCAGGAUAACAAUCAGUGGAGGACCGUGUCCACCUGGACAUUACUGCAUGGUGGGGAGCAGCAGAGCCCAGCCUUGCCCUGCAGGGAGUUAUAACCCAUCCUGGAGUAUGGCACAAUGUUUGGAGUGCCCGGAAGGUUUUUACUGUAAGACUGCUUCCACAAACUACACAGAUUGCCCUGCAGGUCACUACUGCCCCAGGAAUACAGAAUUUGCCUCGCAGUACCCUUGUCCUCCUGGAACCUACAGCGAAGCUUUAAAUAUCUGGGAUGCUUCCAAGUGCCAGCUGUGUCCUCCUGGAAGGGUCUGUUCCAAACCAGGCCUACAGAGACCAGAUGGACUGUGCGCACCUGGAUGGUUUUGUCCACCUGGAUCCAUGUCAAGCAAACCGGUGUUUCCUGGAAAUCACUCUGGCAUGGCAGCUCCAGCUUCUAGAUCUUUUGGGCAGUGCCAAGCAGGAACCUUUUGUCCUACUGGUUCAUACCUUCCUAUUCCCUGCCCACCAGGUUUGUACUGUGCAACUGCAGAGCUUGCAGCUCCAUCAGGUCCCUGUGAGGCUGGCUUCUACUGCACAGGGGGCUCCAUGCUCCCAAACCCUAUGGGUGGUGCAGUGGGGAACAUCUGUCCUCGAGGUCACUUCUGUCCUGCAGGAAGCUCCUCUCCAUCUCCGUGUCCCCCAGGCUCCUUCCUGGCUUAUCGCGGUGGUCAGGCAGCACAGGAUUGCCAGGCCUGUUUGCCAGGGUGGUUCUGUUCUCAGCGUGGUCAGAGCUCCCCAGAGGGCUUGUGUAAAGAGGGAUGGUUUUGCCCAGAGGGCUCUGUAUCUGGUCAGCACUCAGACAAUCUCUGUCCAGUGGGUCACUAUUGCCCUUCUGGCAGCCCUGAGCCCAUACCGUGUCCCUCUGGGAAAUAUCAGGACCAGGCUGGUAAAAGCCAGUGUGAAACAUGCCCAGCAGGAAUGUUCUGUGCCCUAAAGGACCACCCAGACGAUCUCCAAGAGAACUCCCAUGGGAUAAUCAAACCAACGGACUGUCCAGCAGGGUAUUACUGCCUCUCAGGCACAAAAGCCUACAAUCAGUACCCGUGCCCAGUGGGGACCUACAGUAACGAAACUGGACUAAGAAAUCAGAGAGAAUGCAAACCUUGUCCCGGAGGCACCUUUUGUUCCAGUGCAGGACUCACAUCCCCAAGCGGUACUUGUUUGCCUGGGUAUUACUGCACCUCAGAGGCACGUGUACCGAACCCAGUCAGUGAUGAGACUGGGGGCCUUUGUCCAGCAGGCCAUUACUGCCCACCGGGCAGCAGCAAGCCAGAGCCGUGUCCCACUGGCACGUUUCUGCCUCUGUCUGGUAAUGGUUUACCCUAACGCCUGCCUGCCCUGCCCUGGGGGGAAGUUCUGCCGAGGAGAGGGCCUGACCAGUGUUUCUGGAUUGUGUUAUGCUGGCUAUUUCUGUGAUGCCGGGAUCUACACAGCCGGAUCAUAAGCAGUGCCCCCCUGGCUCCUACUGUCCUGAAGGCUCUGAAUCCCCAGUCCCUUGCAGCCCCGGGCACUUCAACGCUGACAGUGGAAAACGGCACUCAAGAGACUGCCAGCUCUGCCCUGCUGGGUAUUUCUGUAGUGGUUCUGGAGCACAUACUCCUGAGCUGUGCCCUGCUGGGUACUUCUGUCUGCCAGGUACCAACUUCAGUGCACAGCAUCCGUGUCCGAAGGGAACUUUUGGCCCCAGGGCUGGUGCCACUAGCAGCUCUGACUGUGAGCCCUGCCCAGCAGGCAUGUAUUGCUCAGCACCAGGUCUGUCCCAGCCUUCUGGAUUUUGCUACUCAGGUUAUCACUGUGCCAGCGGAGCCACCAGCCCAGCGCCCUUCAAACACAGGGUAGAAUCUGCUGGCCUAAGUGUGCCUGGUAAUGACAUCUGUCCUGUCGGGCAUUUCUGCCCCAGUGGUACAGGGUAUCCCCUGCCCUGUCCUCCUGGAUCCUUCUCUGCUGUCCCAGGCCUGGAGGCAGAAGAGCAGUGCCAGCCCUGCCCAGCAGGACGGUAUUGCAGUGGGGCAGGAUUGUUUGAUCUGGCUCAGACGUCGCUGUGUAAUGCAGGGUGCGGUGAGAAAGUCACUUGUUAGUGGGAAAAUGCAGCUGAUGGCAUUACUGUAGGAUAAAGCAGUCUCUUGUGUGCAAAUAUUUAUACUCAAGAUUAAUUAACUGCAAAGACUUUGUUUUUAACCCUCCAGGUUGGCCAUACAGCAUCUGCUUGUGAUCUCACUGAAUGGCCUCAAAGCUAUUCCUUCUCCCUCUACGUUUGCCUCACAUUCUGUCCCAGCCUUAUACAUGGUCUUUUACUGUUUUUCCCAUAG